Molecule: messenger RNA, 1296 nt
Organism: Mytilus trossulus (common blue mussel)
Lineage: Eukaryota; Metazoa; Mollusca; Bivalvia; Mytilida; Mytilidae
Exons: 6
Coding region: 120-1220 (366 amino acids)
Source: RefSeq, a predicted model, not a curated record
CGUUAUUGUCGAAGUAUCGGCAAUACACUGCAGCGGUGUUUUUUUUCUGAAGACUAAAAACUGAUUCUAUUCAGCUUUUUUGGAAGAUUCGAAAUAUCGAAAGAUAAGUCUGGUUUAUAAUGUCCAAUCAAGAAAAAGAAAAGGGAAGCUUCUCUGUGUAUGGUUUUUGUGAGGCCAUAUGUAGUACAGCUGAAUUUGAGUGUCGACUGGAAGACAUACUAGACAAGAAGGCCGCUGAGGCAAAGAGGCCAGUAUGGAAAAUGGAAAUAAAAAGAGAAAAUAAGGAAGAGAAGAGAUCUGAAAAAGAUGAUGAAAGUAUGAAUAUAGAAGAAAAGAGAUCAGAAAACGACGAAAGUAUGAAUAUAGAAGAAAAGAGAUCAGAAAACGAUGAAAGUAUGAAUAUAGAAGAAAAGAGAUCAGAAAACGAUGAAAGUAUGAAUAUAGAAGAAAAGAAGCCGGAAGUGGGUGUGGAUAUAUCAACAGAGAAAAGACGGGAAUUGAAAAUAAGAAAGAUCCACGUGCAGAGAAUUGGAGAGAACCCAUUGAAGAAUGCAGUAGUCCAUGUCAAUAAGGAUCCAGUACAGAAUUCUGAAUCGAAAGGAUUGAUUAAUGACAAAGAAACGACGAAAGACGAAAAGAAAAGGAAAAGAGAAAUGUUGAAGAAAGAAGAAAUACUGGAAAAGAAAGUUAAAGCACAGUUUAAGGCAAUCGACAAGAAUAUCAAAACAUACUCAAAAGAUGUCAAGUCAAAAUGGAUGAAGAAAGAAAAGACGAAUAUAAAGAUGAAAAAGAUGGCACAAAAGAUGGUGGAAAAAGAAAUAAAGAAGAUCGAGAAAAAAAGAUUGAAGGACGAAAAGAAGAAACAAGUCCAAGCUAUUGAUGUUGUUCAGGAAAAUCAAAAUGAUUUUGAAAUAGUCAAUACAAAUGAGGAGAAAGAGAAAAAUGAAGAAAAAAACAUGAACAAGGAUCAAACUAUCAAUGUUGAUGGGGAAGCACAAAAUGAUUUAGAGAAGACACAGAAAGAGGCAGGGGUUAUUAAAGAAAAGAAAAGUUACUGCGAUGACAUCGAAAUGAAUGAAAGAAAAGAAAAAGACGCAAAAGACUUUAAAAUUAGUUCCAACAAUGCCGGAAAGAAAACCUCAUUUACUGCCAGAAUCAGUGGAUUCUUUCGAUCCUUAUCGUGCAUCAAAAGACAGAAGAAAACCAAUGAUGUGUGUUGAUAUGACGAACUGUUGAUAUUUUUUAAUUUUUUUUUCAAGUUUUUAUUUUCUUAAUAAAAAGCCAAACUUAUUAUUA